Messenger RNA from Phycodurus eques (leafy seadragon), 3150 nucleotides. Its product is annotated as solute carrier organic anion transporter family member 1C1-like. Bases 231 to 2471 code for a protein of 746 amino acids. The record is from RefSeq and is a predicted model, not a curated record. Gene Ontology annotation, molecular function: protein binding. NCBI's taxonomy places the organism in Eukaryota, Metazoa, Chordata, Actinopteri, Syngnathiformes, Syngnathidae. Gene Ontology annotation, cellular component: membrane. Gene Ontology annotation, biological process: transmembrane transport; sodium-independent organic anion transport. The transcript is spliced from 15 exons.
GAGGCGCUUGCAUGCCUGUGGAAUAAAAAUGUGCACGGCCUUUUGUCCCGCGCCAAGCGGCAGGAUAGCAGCUCUGACUGGGCAGGUCUGUCUUUUUUUCCCCCGACAUGGCCAACAGCCUCGACAAGAGGGAGAGUCCCCCGAGAUGGGCCUGAGGAUGCACUAGGGAGAGGCCCAGUUGAGUUCCCAUGCAGAGCAGCAGGCUUAAGUGGUGAAAGCUUGACUUCAAGAUGGAGGUAACGUUCGUGGACCGGACCAAAAUGACCAGCCAGCAGGCCCUCUGCGUCUCCGACGUAGACAUAAGCAGAACGCGCCGACGUGGCAUCUCAACUCUCAAGAUGUUUAUCGUGGCGCUGUCCUUCGCCUAUUUCUGCAAGACCCUGACAGGAACCUUCAUGAAGAGCUCCAUCACGCAACUCGAGAGACGUUUCGACCUCUCCAGUUCGCACAUUGGCCUCGUAGAUGGCAGUUUCGAGAUGGGCAACCUGUUGUUUCUAGCCGUGGUCAGCCAUUUUGGCGCCAAGAUGCAUCGGCCCAGGCUCAUCGCGGGGGGCUCCGUUCUCAUGGCGGUGGGGGCACUUCUCACCGGACUGACCCACUUCUUCAUGGGACCCUACAGGUAUGAUACAGUCAUCACGGCUUUCCAGAAUGACAGUACGAGCCCCGUCGCCUGUCUCAUUCCUGAGAACGACGUGAGCCACUGGAACGAAACGGGACGCAACGCGACACAAGCCUGCGAAAAGGAGCCCGGUUCCAAUAUGUGGAUCUACGUGUUACUGGGGAAUGCGUUGCGGGGGAUCGGAGAGACUCCCGUCACACCUCUGGGCAUCUCGUACAUCGACGACUUCGCUAAAGCUGAAAACUCUCCCUUCUACAUCGCUUGUCUGCAGACAAUUGCUCUCCUGGGCCCUGUCUUUGGCUACCUCCUUGGGUCCUAUUGUGCCAAUAUAUACGUUGACAUUGGAUAUGUUGACAUGGAAACGGUAACCAUCUCUCCCAAUGAUGCCCGCUGGGUGGGAGCCUGGUGGAUGGGCAUGCUGGUGUCCGCCGGCCUCCUCUUCCUCUCCAGCUUUCCCUUCUGGUUCUUGCCCCGCUCACCGGAGGUUGAAGAGGCCAAGGCCGCACCCGUGGAAGAGACUCCGGAUGCCAGAGCGGACUCCCCCGACAACAACAAGCCCGUUAAAAAGAUAGCAGAAAUCGCCCAUGGGUUUCUUCCCUCAUUGAAGCACCUGCUGUGCAAUCCUACCUACUUCCUGCUCCUUUGUGGCAGCACGCUGAAGUUCAACUCGCUUGUCGGCAUGUUCACCUUUAAUGCCAAAUAUAUGGAGCAGCAGUUUGGACAGUCGGCAUCCAGAGCCAACUUCCUCAUAGGGGUGUUGACCCUGCCGGCCGUCGCCAUGGGGAUCUUCCUGGGGGGUGUCGUGAUGAAGCGGUACAAGCUGAGCAUCGUGUCGGGGGCUCAGUUCUCGUUCGCCGUGUCCCUCGGGGCCUACUUCCUCAUGUUGCUCAAGUUCGGCACCAAGUGCGACAACAUUCCCGUGGCUGGACUCACCACCUCGUACAACGGGACACCAGGAGUGUUACACAGUGGCCGAACGCUCUUCUCGGAGUGUAACAGCAACUGUUCGUGCUCGGCGGAGGACUGGGACCCAGUGUGCUCGGACAGUGGCAUCACGUACAUCUCGCCGUGUAUGGCUGGCUGCCUCAGCUAUAGCGGAUUCGGCAAAAAAACAGUUUUCCACAACUGCACUUGCGUGUCUGCGUCCUUCCCGGCGGGCAGCAGUACGUCAGUCAAACUGGGGCAGUGCCCUCGAGCCAAAAGCUGCAGCCGCAGUUUCAGCUUCUACAUGGCCGUGUCCGUUCUCAGCGCUUUCAUCAGCUCCCUGGGAAUCACACCUGCUUACAUGGUCACAAUAAGAUGCAUCUCGCCGCAUCUUAAAUCCCUUGCGUUGGGUAUGCAGACCAUGAUUAUUCGGGUCCUUGGUGGGAUCCCAGCGCCGAUUUACUUUGGAGCGUUUAUCGAUUUGACGUGCUUGAAGUGGUCGGUUAAAAAGUGCGGGGGCAGAGGUGCUUGUCGCCUUUACGAUGCCAAUAUGUACAGGGUCAUCUUCCUGGGUCUGGUCUCCGGUAUCAGCGGCAUUUCCUUUUUCGUCACAUUCGCUGUGAUAAUCCUCCUCCGAAAGCAGUUCCAAAAGGAGGAGGAUGAGCCCAAAACGCUCAAGCAAAUGGAACUACACACCCAAUCAAGAAUUACGGCUGAGCCGCUCGACGCGAGGGCCGCACGGGAGGUCGGGGGGAUUCCCAAAAAUGGCUUCGCCGCUGCAUGCAUCGCACCCGAGGCCGCGGAGAGGCUCGCGCCACAAAGCGACGAGGACGACCACGAAGUUGGCAAAAAAGCCGAAGCGGAACAUCCAGCAAAGAAACUGAGUGCUGUGAAAAUAACUCAUUUGAAAACAGCCCAUUCCCACUGAGGCCACUUUGUUAUCCUCCCAUACGCUAACAGUAUUAUGUGACAUUUUAUCAUUAUUAUAUUACCGAAGUAUUUCAACUAGGGUUGCAAAGUGGUGAAAUAUUUACGGUCAAUUUCUGGAAAUUUUGCGGUAAAAUUCCAUGGGGAGUUAAGCUGGGGAAUUUUGCAAAUGUUCCAAAUUUGAAACUUUGAAUGGGAGUUAUGGGAAUGAACUGGAAGUUGAGGGUAAUUAAAUGGAAAUGUAUCAUAUUCAAGCAUUCACAUCAAAAAUUUUCUUUGGUCAUGUGCGGAAGUCCAAGCAAAAUAGAUCUCUCCUUUCCCACAUUUGAGGGCGCUUCAGUACCUUAAAGGCGGCGCGUUCAAAGAUUGCUCUGUCCGCGGGUUCUGACAGGCAACACAAAGAAAAUUAGCGACUGACGUCGGGGCAGAUGCAUCAAAUCCGGUUGUUUUAGCCAGGAUUAAGCCAAUUUUGCAACCCUAAUUUUGACAUGUUUGUGAGUGCAAAAGCAGCAACCACAGCUCUGAUGACCUUAUCUUCUUAAAUUAAAAUGUGUAAUAAUGUGACUGCGUGUGUUCAUGAUGAUGCAGAAGUCUGGCAAUGCACAACAAUAGAGAUUCUGUUCAAAUGAUGUCUAAAUGUCUUGGAUUUAUAGUAUUAAAAGCAAGGAUGUGAAGUUGCA